This is a messenger RNA of Mesocestoides corti, 1356 nucleotides long. NCBI's taxonomy places the organism in Eukaryota, Metazoa, Platyhelminthes, Cestoda, Cyclophyllidea, Mesocestoididae. The record is from the annotation of a GenBank genome assembly.
AUGUCUUCAACUGAUACGUUGUCGACUCCACUCACUCUUCCUCCGAAGGACGACAGACUAAAAACCAUUGAUGUUAUCUCUACGAAAGGGAAUUCUUUCGAGGAUUUCUGUUUAAAACGGAAUCUGCUAAAAGGCAUAUACGAAAAAGGAUGGUCCACUCCUUCACCCGUUCAAGAAAGUAGUAUCCCCAUGGCGUUGUCAGGGCGCGAUAUUCUCGCUCGUGCAAAAAACGGAACAGGAAAGACUGGAGCAUAUUUGGUUCCAAUCCUUGAACGUAUAGACCCAUCUAUUGGUAAACUGCAAGCGCUAAUUCUUGUUCCUACCCGAGAGUUGGCUCUCCAAACUAGCCAAAUUGCAACAGAGGUGUCAAAGUAUCUAGGAAUAAGAAUUAUGGUCACAACCGGUGGAACCAAUCUCGUUGAGGACCUUGCGCGUCUAGAUGGCGCCGUGCAUUGCUUGAUUGCGACCCCCGGUCGUACCCUAGACUUUCUAAAUCGUUCCAUAUUGAAUAUGGAAAAAUGCCAUACCCUGGUUCUCGAUGAGGCGGACAAACUUUUGUCCACGGGAUUUCAUGAGAUGAUUGAUGAUGUCAUCAAAACACUUCCGGACGAUAGACAAAUUAUGCUGUAUUCCGCGACUUUUCCUGUUUCUGUGCAGUCAUUCACGAAGGCUCAUCUGAAAAACCCGUAUGAAAUAAAUUUGAUGGAAGAGUUAACCCUGAAGGGUGUGACGCAGUUUUACGCUUAUGUGCAGGAAAAGUAUAAAGUUCACUGCCUAAAUACACUGUUUUCUAAGCUCCAAAUCAAUCAGGCUAUUAUAUUCUGUAACACGGCCCAGCGAGUCGAGUUGCUAGCGAAAAAGGUAACCGAGUUAGGCUACUCGUGCUACUACAUUCAUGCAAGAAUGCCUCAACACUACCGAAAUCGUGUCUUUCAUGAUUUUCGAGCUGGUCAUUGUCGGAACCUGGUGUGCACGGAUCUCUUUACUCGUGGGAUUGACAUCCCUUCUGUUAAUGUUGUGAUCAACUUUGAUUUUCCAAAAUAUGCAGAGACGUACUUACACCGUAUCGGACGUUCUGGAAGGUUUGGGCACCUCGGUGUUGCCAUAAACUUGAUUACUCAUGAUGAUUGCUACCACCUUAAGGCUAUCGAAACUCAGCUGCGAACAGAAAUUAAAGCUAUUCCCAAAAACAUUGACAAACGUCUGUAUGUCUCCGAAUACCAAAAUCUUUCAACUUUGGAUGAAGAGACACGCAGAGCCCUUUCCUUGGGCCUCGGGAUUCCAGAAGAGUCCAAGGAACGGGACAUUAGUAGUCCCACAAACACACUGCCCGUUGAGGUCGAAAACAAGGCGUAG